ACAAUAGUGGCUUUCUUUUGGACUUCGAUUUCAGUUCGAGUAGAAGCUCCUCUCUCUCUCUCUCUCACUGGUCGCCUACAGAAGGUUCGCUUUAGUUCUCUCGAAGCGCUCGAAGCAACUGACGCGAAAAAGGUCCCGACUUUGAGGAACCAGAGGAAGGAUGAAAGAAAACUACCUUGCUCUGGGCUCCCUAAAUGUUGCCAAGGGGAGUGAAUUUUUUUGGCUGUCGAUGUUGAACCAUUCUGUCUUUGUCUGAUAAAUACUUCUUGUUAGGACAUCUGUUGGGGGUAACAUUAGCUUGUUAUCGUGAUUCGUUUUUUUUGGCUUGUCUUUUGAGAUGAGUACCCAAAUGCUCACUUCAUAGUUAAAUCAAAUGUGAUGUCUGAAACUUGUAUUCCCAACUCAAUUGGUAAAAACUGGAAAUUGGUAAAACAAAAGAGGUAUUGCCUGCCAAAAUUUUGACUGCCAGAAAACAAUUAGAGCUCAAAGUUGAUUGAAUCUCGCAUAUGUUUUGGCUUUCACCCUCUCUUCUAUUUCAUUUCUCUUCCGUGCCGUGUACUUCUGGAACGUGUUUGCUUGUCCCAUUCUGUAGAAGUUGUAUAUCGACUUACAGAAUGCUAGUUUUCCAUAUCCAGUUUGAUGCAUUGGUUGCAGCACUUCCUUCAUCUGAAGGAGGUGAAGAGGCUCAACUCAAAAGGAUUGCAGAACUUCAGGCUGAAAAUGAUGCCGUGGGCCAAGAACUUCAGAGGCAACUGGAAGCUGCAGAUGAGGAAUUAAAACAGGUCCAGGAGUUGUUCAGUCAAGCAGCUGAUAAUUGCUUGAACUUGAAGAAGCCAGAAUGAUGUGCAUAACCAAUUGGCAUGUGUCUCGGCGGGGUCAUUUGUGGACAUCAGAGUUGGUGAAAUUUUUUUGCUAGGAACUAGCAAAAAACAACCUGGGAACAUAGAAGCAGUUUUUUUUUUUCUUUUUCCCCCUUUGCGAAAGUUCAGUAUUGUUAAUUGUAGUUAGUGAUGUUUGAACACCCGUCAAACGCAUGAGAGUACACGAUGUCUGUUUCUCAAUAUUGAUUGGAUUCUAGAUUAUUGCAAUCAAAAUCUAGGUGCUUUUUGCCUUUCGAGUUCUCAAAAAGGCUUGGCACCAUCCUUUGGAGUUGACUGACAAAA
Messenger RNA from Rhododendron vialii, 1163 nucleotides. RefSeq names its product mediator of RNA polymerase II transcription subunit 21-like. Bases 507 to 842 code for a protein of 111 amino acids. The record is from RefSeq and is a predicted model, not a curated record. The transcript is spliced from 4 exons. NCBI's taxonomy places the organism in Eukaryota, Viridiplantae, Streptophyta, Magnoliopsida, Ericales, Ericaceae. Gene Ontology annotation, biological process: regulation of transcription by RNA polymerase II. Gene Ontology annotation, cellular component: mediator complex. Gene Ontology annotation, molecular function: transcription coregulator activity.